CUCUCUCUCUCUCUCUCUCUCUCUCUCUCUCUCUCUCUCUUCUCCUUCCCCACCUUUAUCUCCUGCAACAUUUUUUCCUCCUGUCUCCUUUCGUUGAUCAUUGCAACUAUGCUCCGAACCAUCUAUGAUCAUGCCAGGAAACACCCUGGACUCAUCCCACAGUUUUUUUUCAUAACCCUGGGAAUUGGAGGGGCUGCACUUUAUCUUGUACGUCUAGCCAAGGGACCCCAUGUUACAUGGAACAAAUCCAACAACCCUGAACCAUGGAAUAAGCUCAGCCCUACCUAUCAGUAUAAGUUUUUUGCUGUAAACACAGACUACAAGAACCUGAAAAAGGAAGGGCCUAACUUUUAAAACGCCAAAGAUGCCGAUACUCCACCUUGAAGAUAUUCCACCUUGUUGAUUUACACAGUUAAAUUUAAAAUUAAACUGAAAUGAUAUAAAGUCACAGAAAACAUUUAUUUGUACUCUUGAUAACUAAAGUGAACUAGCAAUUGUUUUUAUUGUUCAACUGUGUUUAUUGCUCUAGUGUGAAUGCUCUGCAUAGCAAAUGGAUUGAUUUCUGCGUUCAGCCAGUAAGCACAUUCUGUUUGAUAUUUGUGUUGAGUUGCUAAGCUGUAAAUGCAUGUAGGGUUAAUAAAUGUAAACUGAUUUCUUCUGAGGAAAAUAAAUAUGUCAUAAUGGUAUGCAGUAAAAAAAAAAAUCAUCAUAAAUUGCCGUACAUUUCAUUCAUUUGCUUCCAAAACACAAGAAAUUAAUGUUUCUCUGUAAUUUUUGCAAGUGUUUUUCCUUCCUCAGUAACCCAAUAUUUAAAAUAAUAUGACCAAAUUCUAAUUACUGUAAUGAUAGACUUAGAUAUUGUUUGACACUCUGAAUUGAAAUAUAUUCUCUUUAAUGGUAAAUUAAAUUCUGAUCAACAAUAAAUAUAUCCUGCAUGUCGCAAAAAAAUGAAAGUAAAGUUAUUUUCUUAAAUAUCAAGCUCACAUUAGGCUUACAUGGCUGUCUAUACAGAAUGAUUUAGAACAUAUAGAUUAAUGUUGAUUGCUGAUUGACUAAGAGAGGAAAUAAUUGUGACCAUGCAAUGUGGUUUGUACUAUAAUACCAAUAUUCCACAAAGGUUAUACAAUGAGGUAUAUUGUAUACUAGCAGUAUAUAUAUUUAGUAUUUUUUGUAGAUAUCUAAGAAAAAUUUAUUGUCUGGAUUUUGACUGUUAUAAGUGCCACACUAAUAAAAAAAAUGUCUAAUAUGUACCCUA
Molecule: messenger RNA, 1255 nt
Organism: Ictalurus furcatus (blue catfish)
Lineage: Eukaryota; Metazoa; Chordata; Actinopteri; Siluriformes; Ictaluridae
Gene: ndufa4l2a
Product: NDUFA4 mitochondrial complex associated like 2a
Exons: 4
Coding region: 109-354 (81 amino acids)
Source: RefSeq, a predicted model, not a curated record